This is a messenger RNA of Paraphaeosphaeria sporulosa, 1809 nucleotides long. RefSeq names its product DUF500-domain-containing protein. The record is from RefSeq and is a predicted model, not a curated record. Gene Ontology annotation, molecular function: phosphatidylinositol binding. The transcript is spliced from 2 exons. NCBI's taxonomy places the organism in Eukaryota, Fungi, Ascomycota, Dothideomycetes, Pleosporales, Didymosphaeriaceae. The coding region runs from base 1 to 1809 and encodes 602 amino acids.
AUGUGGGCGAAGACAAAGACCAGCAGCAAGGCCGGCUUCGACAAGCUGUACGGCCUGGUCGACAAGCUAGGCCCGCCCGUCAACCGUCUUAGCAACAAGCUGGGUUCCGAAGCUUUCUGGCCCACAACCCUCGACAAGGAGAGCGACAAGGCUGCGCGCAUUUUGAAGAGUUUCUGCAAAGAUGGCUUCUACCAGGAAGAGGAACGGCCUAUCGCAGAGGGCCCCAGAACAAAACAGAAAGUGCUCAAGAAAAUUCCGACCGAGGUAAUCAAGAAUGCAAAAGGCCUUGCCAUUUUCACGACCAUGCGAACCGGUCUCUGGUUCUCCGGCGCCGGUGGAAGCGGCAUUCUAAUCGGCCGGACAGAGGAUGGAACUUGGUCACCGCCCUCAGGCAUCAUGCUGCAUACCGCCGGCUUGGGUUUCUUGGCCGGGAUUGAUAUCUACGACUGCGUCGUUGUUAUCAACACGCAGCAAGCACUUGACGCUUUCACCAAGAUUCGAUGUACUCUUGGCGGAGAAGUCAGCGCUGUCGCUGGUCCCGUCGGGAUAGGUGGGAUUCUUGAGACAGAAGUCCACAAACGCCAGGCUCCGGUUUUUACAUACAUGAAAUCGAGGGGCCUAUACGCCGGCGUGCAAGUCGAUGGGACUAUUAUUAUCGAACGCACAGAUGAAAAUGAGCGAUUCUACGGAGAGCGGAUCGGUGUUGGUGACAUCUUAAGAGGCAAGAGUCGGCAUCCGCCUUAUGAGAUCAAGAGGCUGCACGAGACUAUCAAAGCUGCACAGGGAGACUCGGACUUUGACGAGUCGAUGAUUCCGAGUGAGCCACCUCCGGCUGACUAUGAGAUCGAAGCUUCCACAGACAAGACCUUCGGCAUUCCUGAUAAAGAAGAUCCCGACCCUUACGGAGUAUUAGCACUACAGGAUGCGGGUUUCGAGAUCAAGGAAGCGGGCACCCACAAGCGGCCCACCAGCGAGCAAUUCGAGUUUAACCCAUCUCCGACUAGCCCAAUAUACUCAACGUUCAGACGAAGCUUCGAUCGCUCAAGCAUCGAUGGCCGAAGCGUCAGCAGAAGGUCCUCUUGGAGGACCAGCACUAUCAGCAGUGUCCUGGAACCACGGACGCCUUCGAAGAUGGUGGAUAUGAGCACACAAACUGACACGGAUGCGCCUGCGCCGAUACAAGUACCACCGCCUCUGCCUCCACGACAGAAUCACACACCCAGUCCUACGUUAGCGGACAUUCCCGAAUCAAAAGUUAUUGAAGAUACCCCAACAAAAGAAACUGAAAAUUCAUUGGUUCGCAAGAGCGAAGAAACGGAUGAAACCCCUAUUAUCCCUUCCGCCGAAAAUACUGCACGAGAACCUCCAGUGUUCGACGAUGUUGACCUGGAUGAUGAAGCCUCGGACGAAGAGGAGCCUAUUAUUGAGGAAAUACACCAAGCCGCAGCACCGCAAACCAUCACCCGCGCUCGCAUCGUUCAAGUCGCUAAGCCCAUGGCACCAAAACUGCCACCCAGGAACCCAUUCCGUAAUCGAAGCUCGUUUCAAUCCACCACGUCAAACGAUGAAUUGGCACGCGACGCCUCGACGGCCCCUUCGCCUGUGACGGGCCACAGCCCACCUGCCACCCCCUCGCUUAAGGACGGCUCUUCUGCUUCCUCGAUCGACGAUUUCGAGCGACUUGAGCACGUCAAUAAGGAGCAUUACCCGCAAGUUUCAUACGAGCCCAAAGAGCAGAAGGAAGAAAAAGACGACUUCCAUUCACUCCCAGAGUCACCAAACAAGGCUAUCCCUGGAGGUUUCCAUUAG